GAAAGAAGAAAGUCACGGAUCGUCCAGGAUCACGUUCCCUGCCCACCUCCCAAUUUCUUCCCUCUUUCUCAAUCUUCCAUCCGCGUCAAACUUUCCCAGCUCUUUCACCUCAUUAUCCCCUACCUUCUAUCACCCACUGGGCGACCACUCUUCCACUCGUUCAUCCAUUGCGUCGUCCUUGAGCUAACUAUCCCGUCAAUCGCUGUCCCCCUGCGCGGCUACCGCUCUCAGGACACGCCGAGAACGGAUCCUUACGUUGCGGUCUUGAGGGCUCCAUAUUAUUACAUCCAUACGAAAGGCCAUUGUUUCGUGAAACCACGCGACUUCCGAGAUGGCUGAGGUUGAAAGCACCGCCGCGGACGAGUCGUUUGCGCAAUCCGAGCCGCAAGAUGAGCAGCAAACUCACAAUAUGACCGUCGGUAUUAGGCGUCAGGCGAACGGCACUAUCGGGUCUGUCUACUCCGGAAAUAAGAUUCGACAUCUCAAGAAGGAAGACGGCAUUCCGCUAUGGCGCAAGGACAUCCAGUAUCAGUUCCUUAAGCUCGUCUUCGAAGACCAGACUAAGGUCUUUACCCGUUGGCCAGAUGGAGAGAAGAACCUGGAUUUUGCGGACAUCUACAUCGACGCUAUGGCUAGGAGUAGCAAGACGAGCAAGAUCUUGAAGGACAAACUUCAGAACGAUAAACAAGCAGCUAUCAGCAUGGCUAUGGUUUGCUUGCUGGUCAAUUUCGGAAGGAUGAAUACCACUCUCAACUUCUUCCCUGAGAUGCGUGCCCAACUGCGGACCUAUCACUCCAUUCCUUCGCUACAAGCGCACCAAGACCCGAACGCCUACAAGCAGCUCCAAGACGCCCCUCGUCUCAAAUCCAUUCUCAAGGGUGCUUCGGAAGACGUCGACCAGCCAAAUACUCUAGAAAGGAUCAAGCGCCAUGCAAUUCCUCGCACCAACCCGGUAAACCUCAUUUUCGUUCUGGCACAAUACGCGCCCAAGGUAUCUGAAAUGCACUUCUUCCCUCCACGCGACUUCUUUGACCUCGUCAUGCGGGGCACAUUGAGCAGUAAGAGUCGUGCAAAGGCAUUCCUAUGGUUGAUGUGGUGGUACCUGGAAAGUGAUUUCAGCGCCGAAGCCGCACGCAACAAUCCGUUUGGACCCGGCCUGGACGGUGAAGGAACCGGGGGCUUGCCCAUCAAGGUGCCUCAAUUUGAAAGCCUUACCGAGGAACAAGCAAACGAGGAAAAUGUUGAUACUCAGUCUGAGAUUGAAUAUGGAGAGGCUAAGCGCCUGGAACGCAAACGUAUUCUGGAGGAAGAUGAACCGAUUCCUAGAGUGACCAAACGCUCCAAGAAGGGUUUGCCAGACUUUGGCUAUGAGGAAGAUGGCUCGGGAGAUGUUUCGGGUCGAGGCGAUGGCCGCGGUUCUACUAUGUCAACCCCCCUACAUCCCUCUUCCAAGCGCUAUCCGCAGGAUGAUGAGGAUGAUUAUCAAACUCCUGGACAAUCUGCCAGGUCUCGUUACAAGAGACCUAAGCGGGAUUCUUCCCUCAACCGUUCUGUUGGUCAGCAGCGUCUCAUCUUAAGAACCAAGAUGGAAAACACACCUGACGCUGCUUCUCCAGCUCCUCCAGGCUCUGGCCAUCCCAUUUUGAACCGGUUCGUCGCAGAACCUACCUUACCUCAGCAGUCUUCUUCUCGCCGUCCCCGGCCCCUUACACAGCACCAGCUCGCUGUUGAGCAAAAUCGGCGACAGCGAAUUGAAUAUCUUCUAGCCAAGCGGAAGAAUGAGGCAUAUCGUGUCUUGCGUGCGAAUCGAGAGAGCGAGUUACCGCUCGUCCGUCACGGUCGUCUAUUAUCAACCCUGCCUGAUGAUUAUGAUACGGACGAUGAGGAGAGAUCGUGGGGCAAAGGCGGGCUUAUUCCAAAGCCGGAGGAAGAGGAAGACUUUGGUGAAUGCGCCAGCUACUAUCUGUCUGUCAUUCGCAAGGCGGCCAGGCGCUUGGACCGAUGGGAUUAUGAUGAUGCCAACGGCCCGAAACGUGACCGCAAGAAGGAAAGAGAGCAACGUCAGAAGGCAAGAGAGAUCAGAUUGGCCAUGGAAAACUCCUCAGAUCUUGCUGGGCGCGUCCCGUCUUCGGCCCGUAGCAGAGCCCGCGCUGCGCGCAAUGCUAAACGCAAGCUUGCUGGGGCAGCAUCUGGUGCCUCGGCUACAGAGUCCAAGGAGCAAGGCGCAUCGACAUCGCGCUCUAAAGCUAACAGGAGCCGUGCUCAACGUGAUGCUGGAGAUGGUGAGACAGCCAACCCCGAUGCCACUAAGGAUGGUCUCGAAGUGCCAUCCCGGGAUCAGGAACUCUCCCCGAUGCCUGGAUCGGCCCAGAUGGGCGAUGAAGACGGAGACAUCGAAGGCGAGGAAGGACUUGACGACAUCGACCGUGAGAUUCUAGGGGAAGGAAGUGGAGAGGAAGAUGUCGGUACGACACGCAAAGCUCGUACAUCUCACCCUGCCGAACUUGGCUAUGAGGACAGCUUUAUUGGCGACGGAGGUGAUCCAGAUGAGGAGGGUGAGGCACUCUCAUCCGAUGAGAACGACGAAGAAGCCGACGAUGAUGAUCUCGAUGAGGGAGAAGGGGAAGCCGAUGGUGAUGAUAAUUCCUCUACCAUGGAAGGUGGAAACGGAUAUGCUGCCAGUGAGACUUCUUCGGUCGCUGGAGAUGCUGCCGAGCCAGCCACUGAAGCUGGCGGCGAGGCAGCAGAACGAGAAGAUAUGAAAGAUGAGGUUAUGGAAGACAAAUAAGCCAUAUGUCUGUGGGCUACGCAGCAACCGCCAUGGAGCUUGUUAAUUCGCCUUGCGGUUUGGUUGCUCUAUCAACUACAUCCAUUUCUUAUGUCUAAGGUGCCGUAUCUUAUUUGGCAACGCUUUUUCAAUGUGUCCCUUCAUAUGUUGUAGUUUGUUCCCCUCUCUUUUCUGUAUUUCCUUUUGCACUUAUUAAACCCACGGGGAUUGAGACUAGCUUGAUACAAU
Aspergillus costaricaensis CBS 115574 is the source of this 3016-nucleotide messenger RNA. RefSeq names its product putative INO80 chromatin remodeling complex (Ies1). NCBI's taxonomy places the organism in Eukaryota, Fungi, Ascomycota, Eurotiomycetes, Eurotiales, Aspergillaceae. The record is from RefSeq and is a predicted model, not a curated record. Gene Ontology annotation, cellular component: Ino80 complex. Bases 332 to 2788 code for a protein of 818 amino acids. The transcript has 5 exons.